CUUCUUUUCUCGGCGUGUUAAAAUCUAAUAACAACAUUAAGAAAGGAGCUCGUGCCUUUCCUCGCGAGGCGGACUGGGAGGCAGCGAGUGUGAAACUCCACAUUUUGCCUUUUUUCGACGCCCUCGUGUCCUCUGUGAAACCCCCGUGGUCCUGCCCUCUAGACUGUGAGCCGAAUUCUGAUUGGAGGAAUGGAGUGCCAGUCUGUCCUGCACCAGUGAUCAGGCCAGGAGACUCCAGUGGUGACAUCCUGUGGAGCCAGAGAUCAAAGGCGAGGAGGCUGUUUCACCACCGCUGGAACUGAAGAUUGCUUUAAAUAAGCAAGUCAUUGUAGAAGGUUUUUAAGUCAUGAUGCAAGAAUCUGGGACGGAGGCGACGAGCAACGGACCAGCCAAUCAAAAUGGAGGAGCGAGCGUGGAGGGUGGGUCCAGGGAGGGCGGUCCCAAGAGCGCCACGCCAUCAGUGGAGGUGACUGCAGCUGAUCUCCUGCAUCUCCAGCAGCACCAGGCUCUCCAAGUGGCCCGGCAGAUACUCCUCCAGCAGCAGCAGCAGCAGCAGCAUCAGCCCCAGUCGCAGCAACUGCAGUCUCAACAAAACACUGGCCGCAAAUCUCCCAAAGCCAACGACAAGCAGCAAAGCCUACAGGUUCCAGUUUCUGUGGCUAUGAUGACACCUCAAGUGAUAACUCCACAGCAGAUGCAGCAGAUCCUUCAGCAGCAAGUCCUGAGCCCUCAGCAGCUCCAGGUUCUUCUCCAGCAGCAACAGGCCCUCAUGUUACAGCAGCAGCAACUCCAAGAGUUCUACAAGAAGCAGCAGGAACAGCUCCACCUCCAGCUUUUACAGCAGCAGCAGCAGCAACAGCAGCAGCAUGCAGGCAGCAAGCAGAGUAAAGAGCAGCAGGUGUCAGCACAGCAGUUGGCCUUCCAGCAGCAGCUCCUGCAGGUCCAGCAGGUCCAGCAGCAGCAUCUGCUCAACCUUCAGAGGCAAGGGCUGCUCACAAUCCAGCCUGGACAGACCGGCCUGCCACUGCACUCCCUCACUCAGGGCAUGAUUCCAGCAGAGCUGCAGCAACUGUGGAAGGAGGUGACAAACGCUCACGUGAAGGAGGAGCACAACAACAGCAGCAACAACGGUCACCGGGGCCUUGACCUGUCAUCCCCGGCACCACCAAAGAACCCACUCCUCAACCAGCACGCCUCCACCAAUGGGCAGUACAUGAGUCACAAGAGAGAAGGAUCCACGCUAGACGAGCCUUCCCACCACAGCCACCCCCUCUAUGGUCACGGUGUUUGCAAGUGGCCUGGAUGUGAGGCGGUGUUUGAUGAUUUCCAGUCAUUCCUCAAGCAUCUUAACAAUGAGCACGCCCUGGAUGACAGGAGCACGGCCCAGUGUCGGGUGCAAAUGCAGGUCGUACAACAGCUGGAGCUGCAGCUAGCGAAAGACAAAGAGCGUCUGCAAGCUAUGAUGACGCACCUUCAUGUCAAGUCCACGGAGCCCAAAGCCACCCCACAGCCGCUCAACCUGGUGUCCAACGUCACAUUGUCCAAAUCGGCCCCCGAGGCCUCUCCUCCUCUGAGCCUGCCCCAGACGCCCACCACACCCACGGCACCCCUCACGCCCCUGUCCCAGACUCACUCCGUCAUCACAGCCAACAGCCUGCACAGCGUGGGCCCCAUGCGACGGCGCUACUCUGAAAAGUACAACAUGCCCAUCUCUCCAGAUAUCAGUCAGAACAAAGAGUUUUACAUGAAUGCAGAUGUUAGACCGCCGUUCACGUAUGCCUCAUUAAUAAGACAGGCAAUCCUCGAAUCUCCAGAAAAGCAGCUAACACUAAACGAAAUCUACAACUGGUUCACACGAAUGUUUGCAUAUUUUAGGCGCAACGCAGCGACGUGGAAGAAUGCAGUCCGGCAUAAUCUUAGUCUUCACAAGUGUUUUGUGCGGGUAGAAAACGUAAAAGGGGCUGUGUGGACAGUCGACGAAAUAGAGUUCCAAAAGAGACGGCCUCAAAAGAUCAGUGGAAGUCCAGCCUUAGUGAAGAACAUUCAGACCAGCUUGGGCUAUGGUCCCACCCUCUCUGCUGCCUUCCAGGCUUCAAUGGCAGAAAACAACAUACCUCUAUACACUACUGCUUCCAUUGGAAGUCCCACCCUCAACUCCCUGGCCAACGCCAUCCGUGAGGAGAUGAAUGGAGCGAUGGACCAUGGAAACAGCAACGGCAGUGACAGCAGCCCAGGACGCUCGCCCCUGCCAGCUAUGCAUCACAUCAGCGUUAAGGAGGAACCACUGGACCCCGAAGACCACGAAGGGCCCCUUUCCCUGGUAACGACUGCCAAUCACAGCCCGGAUUUAGAUCACCACAGAGAUUAUGACGAGGACCAGGGCCACGACGACAUGCUGUAAGGCUAGCGCCGCCCCUCCCCAGCCUCAGAGGCAGAGGCAGUCUGGGUCGUCUGGGAGACAGCAGCGCUCCGCAGAUAACGAACACUGAACUGCAGUCUCAGCCACUGAUGACAGCGCUCAAAUGUCUCCAAGUUAACUUUUUAGUGCCAUUACAAUACAUAGCAAGAACACACACACACAAAAAAAAACACAGAAUACGCCCCACACGAGGGAUUUCUUUUUUUUUUUUUGGUUACUUCCUACUUUUGAUUCAAGUCGAGCUUAAAAAAAGUGAAAACAAACUUCAUUUCUACUCGUGUGUGAAGAUGGGACUUGUUUGGUACGGGGGCGACGUGUCGGAGACCCUCGCCGUGCAGCCAGGACGGACUUGCACUCAGCGGACUGCAAGAGGGGUUGAGUCUCCCCUCUCUCUCUCUCUCUCUCUCUCUCUCUCUCUCUCUCUCUCUCUCUCUUUCUUUCUAUCUCUCUCUCUCUCUCUCUCUCUCUCUCUCUCUUUCUCUCUCUCUCUCUCUCUCUCUCUCUCUCUCUCUCUCUCUCUCUUUCUAUCUCUCUCUCUCUCUCUGACACACACAUCUGACCACAAACUCAAGAGAGAGAGAGAAUGACUGACGUUUAAUUUACACCGCGCGUGAGGGGAGAGCGAGUGCGGACUUCUGUUCAUUGUCACUGCCUUCAACACUUCUCAUUGGUUUGAUUCCAUCUAGGGUGGGAGGGAUGUUGUUUUUAUUCGGGUGUAUUUUUUGUCGGGGGGUGAGAGGUUAUAGAGUAUCAACAUAAUGUGUCUUUUCCAUUCAAUGCUGUUAUUGUUGUUUGCAUCUUUUUGUUUUUUUUGUUAUUCCUUUGAACUGAUCAGACCUCAUGCCCAUGCUGUGGAGAUUCUGUGUGGUCGGCACUUGAUGAUGAAUGUUUAUGAUUUCCUUUCAUGUUGUUCUUUUAAACACACACAUGAAGCAGAAUGUCACGUACCAAGUAGUGUUUGUCUGUCAUUUAUUCGACAACCUCCAAAAAAAAAAAGAAGAAAAAAGUCACCACUCUGACGUGUAGCCCGCCCCUCAUGCCCUCCUCCCUCUUCCUCCCCCUCCCCCUCCUCCUCCUCCUCCUCCUGCUCAUGAAGUCCAUUGGCAAUGCACUACUCAUAAUGAAGGCUCUCUCCACGCAUCAAUGAAGUUUAAUUUAAGAUGCGAAUGAAUGACAGAGAAAUCAUGCAGGUUAUGAUUUAUCCUUAUGAAAUUACACUUUAAAACAGCCCCUCACGGCAGAGCAUGUUGAGCUGCAACAGAAUUUCUGAUCACUUACAAGCUCCGGGUUUUCUAAAGGAAAAUGAAAAUGUCAGGUGUGCACCGGCAAAGAUAAUGAUUUAGACCAACUAAUUGUGAUUCCUGAACACAACUGUCAUUGUUAAUCAAACGCGUCUGCCUUUCCACACUGUAAUUUCACUCAGCGCUUGAAGAUGAACGUGCAUUCCCUGUAGUUUUAUUUGUAUCACGCGCAUGGCUAGUUUGAAGUUUUUAGUUCGUGUUCAUAAUUGCGCACCCGAUGAAAUGCUCCUGUCCUUUCAUCAAAGGGGAAAAGUCCUGAGACUUUCAGUAAGACCUAAACAUUGCACAUUCCAGCAUUGGACAGCCAUCACAAAGGGCCCAAACAGACAGUACACGACACUGAGGGAAUGUGGACACCUCGACGUUCAGUGUCACCCAAAAAGCCAAUAGUUGUAGUCCACAGCAUUGAACCGAGUGGAAUCCACGUGUGGUUUUGUGAUGCAGCAGCAAAAAAUCCAGCUUUGGUAGAGAGUCAAAUUUUAAAGAGACCAUGAAUUUAAAGACUGCAAUCAACCACUUUUAAUUUUUUUUAUUUAUUAUUAGUAUUAUUAUUAUUUUGUGUUUAUUUGGCUUUUUUCUUUUAGUUGUUGAUGUGUUUUAAUGUCUUGUUCUGUGACUACCAAAGAUAAACUACAAAGUCAAUGUUGUGUGUUCCAUGCAAUAGCAGAUAAGGCCAAAUAUCUCUCCUCCGUUCUCUCCCAUUGGACGAUCUCAGCGGCCGCGAUCGAGCCGGUGGCGGAUCGAAUCGAGGGAAAUGCUCCUCGAACUGGCGUGUUCGUUCAUUUUUCUAAAAACCAAAGGGGGCGUCUCAAACAGGACAGCUGCACUAAUGUUCGCAGUGACCAAAACUGAAUCGGAGGCGCCGGCAGUCCGACUACACGAUGACCAAAUUAGGGAAACUUUUUUGUCUUUGGGCCAGUGAGUGGAAAAGGGAGCUUUUUGGUCAGGAGCAGAUUUGUGUGCAACAUAAAGGGUAUGUAGAUAAAGGAAAAUAUACUGGUAAAUGGAAAAAGCUUUGCAGAGAACAAUGUGAAAUGGAUUCUAUACUUCAACUGGACCACACAAUGAUUUAAUGUUUCUCUUCUUUUAUUCCUUAUUCAUUUGUAUCCUUUGUAAUGAUUGUAUGCCACUUUUUAGGGGUUUUAGCAUCUUUGUUAAGAUUGGCAAGACUUUAUGAUUGUGUUUAGUUUCUGUCAACUUAUUACUUUUUAUAUUAAAAAACACUCCUGUCAACUAAUAAGCUGGGUACAAGGUACUUUAUGGCAGUUAUUGUUAUUAUAAUUAUAUUGUUAUAAGUUCACCGCUCAUUAAUUAAAAAGGAAAAGAGCAAUCUGUGGUUUCCAGAAGAUGUAUUUAAUAUCCAGGCAGCUGUGGGAUGGGUCAGUUACAGCCAGGCUAGGAUCGUGAGAACAGGGCCGAGCUCAUCCCCAAACCUCCAGUCAUCUGGCUGGUUUGUUUGGUAUUCAAAAAGGAGGAAAAGCGCUGGUAGAUUAGAACAUUCUCAGCAUGUGUAGCUCGACAGUACUAAAGAUAACAGCAUGAGAAAACCGUUUGUACGCAUACCUCAGUUCAAACCUAUAGGGAAUGAUUCAAUUAAAUGAGAAAAAAUAAACAUUUCACUCGGUUGCACUUAGUUGUAUGUCUUGCAUGUGUAGUCUGAUACUGUAGAGAAAAAAUUACUUAAAACAAAACAAAAAAAAAGAAAUUAGAGCUUGUUUAUCUUAAAGGUUUCAUCCUUUUUUUUUCUUUUUUUUUGCCAAACCAAUCCAAACCUCAGGCCUUUUGUUCAUUGAAAUAUCACCCAGCUGUGUGUGGCACCACUCAUCCUGUCAAAGUCUGUUCUCUGAUGUACUGAUGGGUUGUUUUAAGGGCGUUCCAAUAUUAGGUUGUACAUACAUGUCAGUAUAGCCUUUGUCUUUUCCUCCCUCUCUCUCUCUCUCUCUCUCUCUCCCUCUUUUAAGAUCAAAAAAUACAUUUGUGUUAUGAUGUUUGCUUUAUCGCGACUGCUUUGUAUUAACUAUGAAAUAGCUAUGAGAAAAACUGCUGUAUGUAUUGGAAUAGCAAACUGUGCUGCAAAUGUAUUUUACUUAGUAAUCCUUGCUUUAAAAAAAAAAAAAGAAAAAAAAAUCACAUCAUCCAUGCAGACGUCUGGGUGAGCUGGGCAGGGGCAGGCUGGGGGGGAGAUUAUCCCCGAUUUUGGAUUUUAAACUGUAAUAUAGAAAACAGACUUUUCUCUGUUAUCAUUGACCUAAGCAUUUUGUACAGAUUUUUUUCCCUCUUUGUGUUAAGCUGUUUUUUGAUACUUCCUUUUGAUGGUCCAACCACUGCCUUCUGUGGCUGUAUGUUAAAGAUUACUGCUCUGAGAAAAGGGCAGACAGGUAUAUUUCCUCUACAAGACGGAGAUAUCUUGCAUGACUAAUCCCAGGGUCACAGAGAUGGGAGGGGGGGGAUAUGGUUUAAGUGGUCAGUAAUAAUAUAAGGGUGUAUCAAUCUAAUGAUAUUUUAUAUGAAAUUAAUAGGAAAAAGAAAAAAAUAUGCAGUGCCAAGAUGUAAAGAAUAUUGUUAAAUGCUGUCCUUUUUUUUUGUUUCGUUUGAAAAAUUCAUUCAGUCGCGCAUCAAAGAUGUGUCCUUCUCAUCCAUGUCAUGUAGGUAAAACACAUUUUGUUUGGCAUCAAGAUAUUUAUAUUUUUAUCUCAAGGGUCAUUGUAAAUGAGUCAAAUCAAGCACAGCAGGCAGGUCAAAAGUUAGACGCUGCUGGAAACUAAUGUCCUGCAAACUGCUGCCGUGUGGCAUCAGAUCCCCCGACAUCACACACCGGCACCCGAGCUAAAACGCCAUCGCUUCAUCCACCACCAACCAUCCAGCCCGCUGUCAUUCCGUCCCCCUCUUUCUCCCUCUCUCACACCACACUUUGUUUUUUUCCACAUGGAGGGGGAGGUGGGGGGUGGGAGGAGGGUGCAGCCCAGGAGCUGUCACGGUGCUCUCAUCCUGCAGCAGCUUUUCUUUCUCUUCUCCUCUUUUUGUUUUCUUUGAAGAUGUACUCUGUAGUUUCUUUUUCCUGUUUUCUUUUUAUAGAGAAGUACUAUUGCUCAUCACCUCCAUCAGUCUGUAACCUCCUCAUCAUUCCUCGUCUGUCCGAUGCAGACCACUCUGUUGUAGUCAGUGGCGAUGACUGACGUGAGCAUUCUAAACAUGCAAUAAAAUGCUGGUUGUUC
Messenger RNA from Chelmon rostratus (copperband butterflyfish), 6935 nucleotides. RefSeq names its product forkhead box P1b (gene foxp1b). Lineage: Eukaryota; Metazoa; Chordata; Actinopteri; Chaetodontiformes; Chaetodontidae. Gene Ontology annotation, biological process: regulation of transcription by RNA polymerase II. The coding region runs from base 347 to 2401 and encodes 684 amino acids. Gene Ontology annotation, molecular function: DNA-binding transcription repressor activity, RNA polymerase II-specific; RNA polymerase II cis-regulatory region sequence-specific DNA binding. The transcript has 20 exons. The record is from RefSeq and is a predicted model, not a curated record. Gene Ontology annotation, cellular component: nucleus.